Messenger RNA from Neoarthrinium moseri, 1065 nucleotides. RefSeq lists its product as uncharacterized. The record is from RefSeq and is a predicted model, not a curated record. Bases 1 to 1065 code for a protein of 354 amino acids. The transcript is spliced from 3 exons. Gene Ontology annotation, molecular function: GTPase activity. Gene Ontology annotation, cellular component: cytoplasm. NCBI's taxonomy places the organism in Eukaryota, Fungi, Ascomycota, Sordariomycetes, Amphisphaeriales, Apiosporaceae.
AUGCCAUUCGCACAGCUUGUGCUCGGCAGCCCCGGCGCCGGCAAGAGCACGUACUGUGAUGGCAUGCAUCAGUUCAUGAGCGCGAUCGGGCGCGACUGCUCCGUCGUCAAUCUAGACCCCGCCAACGAUAGGACCAACUACCCGUGCGCCCUGGAUAUCCGGAAGCUUGUCACCCUGGAGGAGAUCAUGGCGGACGACUCCCUCGGCCCCAACGGAGGAGUGCUGUACGCCUUCGAGGAGCUGGAACACAACAUGGAAUGGCUGGAGGAUGGGUUAAAGGCGCUCGGCGAUUCAUAUGUGCUCUUCGACUGCCCCGGCCAGGUCGAGCUAUAUACACAUCAUAACUCGCUACGGAACAUAUUCUUCAAGCUCCAGAAGAUGGGCUUUAGGCUUGUCGUCGUCCACCUAUCCGACUCGUUCUGCCUGACUCAACCCUCCCUCUACGUCUCGAAUCUCCUGCUCACCCUCCGUGCCAUGCUGCAGAUGGACCUCCCGCAUAUCAACGUCCUCACCAAGAUCGACAAGGUCUCCGAGUACGACAAGCUUCCCUUCAAUCUAGACUUCUACACAGAGGUCCAGGAUCUGAACUAUUUGAUGCCGUACCUCGAAGAAGAGGCACCCGCGCUGAGGACCGAGAAAUUUGCCCGCUUGAACCAGGCUGUAGCAGAUCUCGUCGAGAACUUCUCGCUUGUGCGCUUCGAGGUCUUGGCGGUCGAAAACAAGAAGAGCAUGAUGCAUCUGUUGCGCGUCAUAGAUCGCGCCGGCGGUUAUGUAUUCGGGGGCGCUGAGGGUGCCAACGACACAGUGUGGCAGGUCGCCAUGCGUAACGAAUCGUCCAUGCUCGAGGUCCAGGACAUCCAGGAGCGUUGGGUCGACGCCAAAGAUGCGUACGACGAAGCCGAGAGGAAGGAGGAUGAUGAGCAGGCCGCGAGGUUGGGCCAGACAAGUACAGGUGCAACGACUCCCGAUCUGGUGACGGACGACGGCGAGGAUGAUGAGUUUGACGGACUGCCGCCGCCCCCUCCUGGCGGUAGUGGCGUGAAGAUAGUGCGAAGAAAUCGAUGA